AUGCAACAGCUGAAGAAAGAGCUGCUGCUGCGCGAAAAUAUAGACAGGAUUACUACGAAAGGCCAGUUUAUCAUUCUCGUGCCGCAAUCAACUGACAUUCGUUACAGAAACAAGAAAACAAUAAGUAUGAAAAUGGCAGCCAAAUACAAAGCACGACGUACGGGUAAGCCGAGCAGAGAAAAGAAUGAGCUUGCGAAGACCACACAGUUCAUCGGACAUUCUACGCAGCCUGAGAGGCAUGGUACUGAACAAGAUACAUCCGUAUCCGAUAGCGAGAGUGAACACGAGUCCCUGCCGGAUGGUACUACUUCCCAUCGCAUCGAUUUACUACAAUUAAAAUUCAGACAACGCAUGCAAGACAUUCGAACAGCGGUAGCAGAAACCAUUGCUCUUCACGCUGAGGGCUACUUUGAGCAUCUCUACUCCAGCCUAACAAAGAACUCGAAUAAUUAUCAACUCCGACUAUCAAUAAUUUCGGACGCCCUGAAACUUUUAGAAGGACAUAGUUUGCAAUCCCGCACGUUGGAGUCAGAUAUUGUGCAAGCGAACAGGGUCGGGAAAUUGCUAUCCCAAGUACAAGAGCUUACCCAGACAUUACGGGAUAUGACGGGAGCUGCUGAAGAGCUUUGGUGCUUCAUCGUAGACGACCCAGAUGCUACGAAGCUCAUACAACAAUACUCUCGAGGGGAAUUGCGAUUUCAACAGUCAAAUGUAGACAAAUGAUCGCUUCGCUUUUGAUUCUUGACAUUAAUGAUAUACAUAGGCGCCGACUGUUGAGCGGUAGUAUACUUUGUUGUGUACUGCGUAGUAUAAUGAUGAUGGCAGAGAUUAUUCGGAGAAGCAAAGUGAUCACAGAACCGAACAUUUUUCUUUCUAAGCAAUACCAUGCACGUCGAACUAUGAAGCUUAUGAAGGCUCGCGUCUGUUAGUAGGAAACGACAAUCCUUUAACACAUUU
This is a messenger RNA of Suillus bovinus, 957 nucleotides long. RefSeq lists its product as uncharacterized. The record is from RefSeq and is a predicted model, not a curated record. Lineage: Eukaryota; Fungi; Basidiomycota; Agaricomycetes; Boletales; Suillaceae. The transcript is spliced from 3 exons. The coding region runs from base 1 to 723 and encodes 240 amino acids.